CUGCCAUUAAAUAAGUCAAAGAAGAAGAAGAGCCGAAGUGCGCUCGUGCACGUCUGUGUUUUCAUGUUACGUUAAUCGGCAUCUCGUAUAUUAAAAGCAGAAAUCGUCUUCCACUUACGCCUGGACAGAGCUGAGCCGAGCAAAGAUAGCGCUCACUGUUCGGAUUUAGUCGGCUAAGAGGUUAGUGAGCUAGCUCGUUGGCUUUAGGUGGUUCUAAGCCUGAGGAGCAUGAUGUAAGAACAGCCUUGGCGAGGAACGAGCCCAUCCACGGUAAGUGGCGACGCGGCUAACAGCACCGCUGCUAACGGGGGAGCUAACGCUGAGGGGUUGAACGGGGCUCCGGUGCCGGACGGCGUGAGGUCAAACGGAUUCUUUAUUCAUUUUUGCCAUGUCUCUGGUUUUCCCACGACCCAGUACCAAGGCAGUCCACGGAAAGAAAGAUAAAAGACUAAUGGCAGAGGUGAAUGCGUCGCCCCUCAAGCACUUUGUCACAGCAAAGAAGAAGAUAAAUGGGAUCUUUGAGCAACUGGGAGCCUACAUCAAAGAGAGCACUUCCUUUCUCGAAGAUGCUCACAGAAAUGAUGAGUUGGAUCCCGUCACCACAGAGGAGCAGGUCCAGGAGGUGCGGGGUUACCUCACCAAAGUAGGGGGUAUCACGGAGGUGUUAGCCAGAAGACAUAUGAAGGUGGUCUUUUUUGGAAGGACAAGUAAUGGGAAGAGCUCUGUAAUUAAUGCGAUGCUGUGUGACAAGGUGUUGCCAUCUGGCAUAGGACACACCACUAACUGUUUUCUAAGAGUGGAGGGCACCGAUGGCAACGAGGCCUUUCUGCUCACUGAAGGCUCGGAGGAGAAAAAGAGCAUACAGACGGUGAACCACCUGGCCCAUGCUCUCCACCAGGAUGAGGAUCUGGAUGCUGGCAGCUUGGUCUGUGUCAUGUGGCCUAAAGCAAAGUGUGCCCUUCUCAGGGAUGAUCUGGUGCUGGUAGACAGCCCAGGUAUUGAUGUCACCACAGAGCUGGACAGCUGGAUCGACAAGUUCUGCCUCGAUGCUGAUGUCUUUGUUCUGGUGGCAAACUCUGAGUCUACGCUGAUGCAGACGGAGAAAUCUUUUUUUCACAAAGUCAAUGAGCGACUCUCCAGUCCCAACAUUUUCAUCCUCAACAACCGCUGGGAUGCGUCAGCCUCCGAACCUGAAUACAUGGACGAAGUCCGCAGGCAGCACAUGGACCGCUGCACCAAUUUUCUGGUGGACGAGCUGGGUGUAGUGGAUCGGACACAAGCCAGUGAUCGCAUUUUCUUUGUGUCCGCCAAGGAAGUGCUCCAGGCUCGAGUGCAGAAGGCUCAAGGAAUGCCUGAAGCAGGUGGAGCUCUUGCAGAAGGAUUCCAAGCCAGAAUGUUUGAGUUUCAAAACUUUGAGAGGCGUUUUGAGGAGUGUAUUUCACAGUCAGCUGUAAAGACCAAGUUUGAGCAGCACACGGUCAGGGCCAAACGGAUCUCUGAAGCCCUGCGCUUUAUCAUGGAUGCUGUCCACAUCGCCGCACAAGAGCAGAGGGUCUACUGUCUGGAGACUAAAGAAGACCGUCAGGACCGAUUGGAGUUCAUAGACAAGCAGCUGGACCUCUUGACUAUGGACUGUAAGGCCAAGAUCAAGAAGAUUACUGAGGAGGUGGAGAGACAGGUAUCUAAUGCCAUGGCUGAGGAAAUCAGGAAGCUGAAUGUGCUGGUAGAUGACUUCUGCAUGGAUUUCCAUCCGUCACCAGUGGUUCUGAAGGUUUACAAGAGUGAGCUUCACCGCCACAUAGAGGAGGGCCUGGGAAAGAACAUGUCAGAGAGAUGCUCUAUUUCUAUCACCAGUGCUCUUCAGGACACACAGACCGACAUGAUCGAGGGCCUCAAACCUCUGCUGCCCAGCCCCACCAGGGAGCAGGUAGACAAGCUGGUCCCUCGCCAGUGCUUCAACCUCUGCUAUGACCUGGCGUGUGACAAGCUGUGCAGCGACUUUCAGGAGGACAUCAGCUUCCACUUCUCUCUGGGUUGGACCAUGCUGGUCAACCGCUUCCUGGGGCCUAAGAACACGCGCCGGGCUCUGAUGGGCUACAGUGACCAGGUCCCCCGGCCCAUGGCCCUCACUCCAGUCAGUACCAGUAUGCCUCCAUUUCCACAAGGUGCCAUGACCCAGGAGGAGCUGAUGGUCUCCAUGGUGACGGGUCUGGCCUCCCUGACCUCCCGUACUUCCAUGGGCGUCCUUGUUGUUGGUGGCGUGAUCUGGAAGGCCGUGGGCUGGCGUCUCAUUGCCCUGUCAGUGGGCCUGUAUGGUCUGCUCUACAUCUAUGAGCGACUCACGUGGACCACCAGGGCCAAAGAGAGAACGUUCAAGAGGCAGUUUGUGGACUAUGCCAGUGAGAAGCUGCAGCUUAUUGUCAGCUACACUGGUUCCAACUGCAGCCACCAAGUCCAGCAGGAGUUGGCAGGCAUGUUUGCUCAGCUGUGCCAGCAGGUCGACGUCACCCGUCAGAACCUGGAGGAUGAGAUCACCGACAUGAACACAAAGAUUGAGCUCCUGGACAGCCUGCAGAGCAAGGCUAAGCUGCUGCGGAACAAGGCGGGUUGGCUGGACAGUGAGCUCAACAUGUUCACACAGCAGUACCUCCAGCACAGCAAGUAAACCUAAAGGAGCGUGUUGUUCCCCUGCUCUCUCUCGAACCCUCCACGCACUAAAUGACAGCAGCUGAUGUUCUACGAGAGGAGCAGCUACCAAGUUGUCACCCAGAUGUGCUGCUAGUAAAAAGGUUGAAUCCACAGGUUCUGUGAUGUUUGCAGGUGUUAGCUGAUCAGAUUUAGAUCUGACUCCUGAACAGAUCGAUUCCAGGCAACGCUGAACACUACGUUUCUAUUUGUAUAUCUGGGCAUAGGACACAUGCCAUGUAAAGGUAAAAAGCAGCCUUAAUGAAGGACUUCUGUUAAUGUGGAAACAUGCAGAACUUAAAUUAUUAGAACUGAUGGGGGUUUGUAAAAUGCUUUAAACAUUAAAUGCAUUCAUUUAGACAUUAACCCUUAGUAGCUGUUAUCACCAUGUGUCUACAUUUACCUGCUGAUUUCCAUCCGGGUGAGCGGCUCAUCUUGACUGAGCCGCCACCAACCAAAUCUGGUGAGCUGAGUAGAAAAGCUUUCAGUCUCUAAUCUAAUUUUUUUGCAGCAUAAAAACAUGUAAUCAGUAGAACAAAGGUUGUAUGGAGCUGUAUAUUCCUGUCAUUGUUGGGUCAUAGUCCCAGUUGUCUGACGUAGCCUGAUGGACUCAGACUGGCAGCCUGUUAUCUGCUGUGGCUGUCUGUGGGAAGUGGACGGAACCUGCUGUAGGUGGAAGUGUAAGAAUCCAAAGCUCGACUUGAUGACGUACUGCAGAUGUGACAUCAGAGUCAGUUUAAAUCCAUUCAUCAUUGUUCUAGGAGAAUCAGCUUCAUCUGGUGAUUACACAGGUAAACUCAGAAUUGUGACUUCCCAUUAGGCUUUGAAAUGUUUGCGCUGCUAGUUGUCUGCUGUUAUCACUGCACGUGUGCCUGCACCCCCCCCCCCCCCCCCCCCCCCCCCCCCCUUCUGUCACUGUUAUAGGACAUAACUUUCUCCCUGCCUUCAGUAAAGCAUCCCACCUCACAUUAUUAUGAUUAUUAUUCCUUCAGGGAAAUUACCAUAUUACACGCAACUCACAUUGUGCCAAUAGUGGGAACUGUACAUCAUUAUGAGUUAUUUCUGUGUUUGGCCACUGACUGCAUUACACUGAAACCUGACUCACAGCUGAGCAAACCGGGAUGACAGAGGAAACCAAGAUACACAUGGACGUCAUUAUGUCAGUAUAAGAACUGACAAAAAAGGACCUUUUAUUUGGUUUCCAUAAUUUGUCUAAAUGUAACUUAACAGUUCCUCCACAUUGGAUAUAAUUAUUAAUUGUGACUUUUGAGUUGAAGUCUCAUUGGCUCAGAUGUGUCCAGGUUUGGUUCUUAGCCUGCGGUUCAUCUGGUUCCUGGCAGGUGAAAAUCCUCCCAGUGAAGAAAUGCACUUUACUGUUUGCUUCCUGUCAUUUUUCAUUAAUAAACUUUUCUUUUUAAAGUCACUUCAGUGUUUGAAGUGAUGCUCUCUGUUGUCCUGGUAAAAUGUUUAAAAAUGUCUGUGUGAAAUAUUAAAGGUGGAACGAUGUUAAAAGCA
Messenger RNA from Betta splendens (Siamese fighting fish), 4200 nucleotides. RefSeq names its product mitofusin 2 (gene mfn2). The coding region runs from base 389 to 2665 and encodes 758 amino acids. Lineage: Eukaryota; Metazoa; Chordata; Actinopteri; Anabantiformes; Osphronemidae. Gene Ontology annotation, cellular component: mitochondrial outer membrane. The transcript has 18 exons. Gene Ontology annotation, biological process: mitochondrial fusion; mitochondrion localization. Gene Ontology annotation, molecular function: GTP binding; GTPase activity. The record is from RefSeq and is a predicted model, not a curated record.